CAGCGGUGAAAUUUUGAACGGUGAAAGGCAGGAUCAGUAGCUAACAUUAAAGAGGGAAACUCGCAGAAAAUUUGAAAAAGGUCGAUCGACCACAUCAGAAGCAGGACAAUAUUCUAGAAACGACAGUCCUGUUGUGAAAUUUAUAGAUUUUCAUUAGGAAAUCACGAGUACAAUCAUUUGGAACGAGCCACGUCGAGAAAGUCUUUCAGGUUGGCGUCAUGUCUCAGAAGCAGAUAUAUUACUCUGACAAAUACGAUGAUGAGAAAUUUGAGUAUAGGCACGUGAUGCUGCCCAAGGACAUUGCCAAGCGCGUGCCCAAGACUCAUCUGAUGUCAGAGACUGAGUGGAGGAAUCUGGGCGUCCAGCAGAGCCAAGGCUGGAUACACUACAUGAUCCAUCAACCAGAGCCCCACAUCUUGCUGUUCCGUCGUCCCCUGCCCGCAGCCUGAUCUCUCGGACAGAGAGCGAGAGAGAACCCAUAGGGAAGAAGAUAAGAGGGUGGCUGGAGAUGGAUGAACACAACUCGGUUGGAUGAAAUAAAGACUCUUUUUGUAAAUACUGCAUCGUAUACACUGCAGUGGAGCUGGAGUCGAGCUCCAACCCACUGCCUCACUCACUGUACAGCCUUUCACAUUUCCUCUGUACCUUCUUGGAAGCCUUUCAUCCUUUUCUCUAUCUGUACUAACUUGAUAAAGUUGUCAAUGUGUGUGUCUGGGAAGAAAAGGAAAAUCCAAGGUUGAACCUUAACCCACUAUACCUGCUGUGAGUUGACGAACAUGAUGCUUAUAUCUGAUUUUAAGCUAGAUAGUAAGAUAGUAAAUGUGUAAAAUGUAGGGGGGACAUUUUGGCAGCGCAAAUGUGCAGGGAUUUUACUGAAAUUACUGUAUGAUCAAAUGCCUGUUAUGGCACUUCAUUCAAAACUUGUUUUGAAUACAGCAGAUUGCAUCAAAUGUAUGCACUCUUACCCUGUACAAAUGAUAGCCCUCUGGACAUUGUAAAAAAAAAUAUAUAUAUAUGUUGUUUUUAAUCAAUAGUGACCUGCUGCAAUUAUAAGUAAUACUGUAGACUGUCUGCAUUUUAGAGCUGUCAAAAUAGGGCCCAAGCUCUUCGUUGCCAUGUCUAUGAUUGUACAAAUCAGCUGCUCAGUUUUUAUGAAUUCUUGUACCCCAGAAAUAAAUGUUUUAAUUUGAAAUUUUUCUCACUGAU
Molecule: messenger RNA, 1206 nt
Organism: Coregonus clupeaformis (lake whitefish)
Lineage: Eukaryota; Metazoa; Chordata; Actinopteri; Salmoniformes; Salmonidae
Product: cyclin-dependent kinases regulatory subunit 1
Exons: 4
Coding region: 219-449 (76 amino acids)
Biological process (GO): regulation of mitotic cell cycle
Cellular component (GO): SCF ubiquitin ligase complex; cyclin-dependent protein kinase holoenzyme complex
Molecular function (GO): cyclin-dependent protein serine/threonine kinase activator activity; histone binding; protein kinase binding
Source: RefSeq, a predicted model, not a curated record